AUGAGAGCGUCCAUGGUAUUGAACAGCGUCGCAGUCACGCGGGUGUGCGCUGCGUGUCGGGGGGCCGCGACGCCCCCCGCGCCAUUAUCGUCAUCAUUAUCAUCCCCUGCCUUCCCGACAGCCGCAGCAAGGAUACCGCGGGCGCCGGCGAGGUGCUGGCUCUCGCAGUCUCGGAGCACGCUUGCCUCGCAGCCAACAAUAGCAACAGCGGCCGACCCUAGACCAGACUCGGAGAGCCAUCAGCAGCGGCACGGGAAAGUACCAACCUACUACGCCCUCUUCCCGGAGACGCUGCCGGCCGGCCCGCCGCCCUCGGGGCUGUUUCACAUCAAUGUGCGCGCGCUACGGCGCGAGUUCCUGCGCCUGCAGGCGGCGGCGCACCCGGACUUCCACCACCACGCCGCCAAGGCAUCAUCAUCAUCUCCCAGCAACACAACAACAGCACCAGACGAGCAGCAGUGUCAACGAGAGGGCAACAGCGCGGCACAGCAGACGGUGCGGGCGGCGGGCGCGACCAGCGCGCUGAUCAACCAGGCGUACAAGACGCUGUCGAGCCCGCUGGCGCGCGCACAGUACCUACUGCGCGAGCAGCACGGCGCGGACCUGGAAGGCGACGAGCACGGCGCCGAGACGGACCCGCUCGACGCGGAGCUGCUGACCACGGUGCUCGAAGCGCGCGAGGCUAUCGAGGACGCCGCGCGCGAGGCCGACCUCGCGCCCGUGCGCGCCGCCAACGACGCUCGCAUCGCUGCCUGCGAGGAUGCGCUCGCGCGCGCGUUUGAGGGCGGUGAUCUCGAGGCGGCCAAGGCCGAGACGGUCCGCCUGCGGUAUUGGAUUAAUAUCCGUGAGAGUGUGGAUAAUUGGGAACGCGGCAAGCCGGUGGUGUUGCAUCAUUGA
Molecule: messenger RNA, 897 nt
Organism: Lasiosphaeria miniovina
Lineage: Eukaryota; Fungi; Ascomycota; Sordariomycetes; Sordariales; Lasiosphaeriaceae
Exons: 2
Coding region: 1-897 (298 amino acids)
Biological process (GO): protein complex oligomerization; [2Fe-2S] cluster assembly
Cellular component (GO): mitochondrion
Molecular function (GO): protein-folding chaperone binding; ATPase activator activity
Source: RefSeq, a predicted model, not a curated record